UCCCGUUGGUGUCGGCACUCUGGUGUUUUCUCGAUUUUGGCGGGCCGAGUCGUGAACGGAUCGCUCUGUUUUCUCUGCUCCUCUGUUAUCUCUCGAUUUACGAACUUACGAAGGAUAAAUGAUGGCAGACAAGGACGGAGGAGAUUUAAGCGCCGCUGUUUGUUCAGAGGGCUUUGACGACGCCGUGGAGGAACGUAUUAUCAAUGAGGAAUAUAAAAUAUGGAAGAAGAAUACACCGUUUUUAUACGAUCUUGUGAUGACACAUGCUUUGGAAUGGCCUUCUUUAACAGCUCAAUGGCUACCCGAUGUUACCAGACCUGAGGGAAAGGAUUAUUCAAUACACAGGUUAAUUUUAGGCACUCACACUUCAGACGAACAGAAUCAUUUGCUCAUCGCCAGCGUCCAGCUGCCGAAUGAAGAUGCCCAAUUUGAUGCGUCUCAUUAUGAUAAUGAGAAGGGUGAAUUUGGUGGGUUUGGUUCUGUGAGUGGCAAAAUCGAGAUCGAGAUUAAGAUUAAUCAUGAGGGUGAAGUUAACAGAGCACGAUUCAUGCCACAAAAUCCAUGUGUAAUCGCAACAAAGACUCCCUCGAGCGACGUGCUCGUAUUUGAUUACACCAAACAUCCUAGUAAACCGGAUCCCAAUGGAGAAUGUCAUCCGGAUUUGAGAUUGCGAGGACAUCAAAAGGAAGGCUACGGACUUUCGUGGAACCCAAAUCUCAACGGAUAUUUACUUAGCGCAUCUGAUGAUCACACAAUUUGCUUGUGGGACAUCAAUGCUACACCUAAGGAAAAUCGUGUUAUCGAUGCGAAAACUAUCUUUACAGGGCAUACAGCCGUGGUUGAAGACGUUGCUUGGCAUCUGCUCCAUGAAUCAUUAUUUGGUUCGGUUGCUGAUGAUCAAAAGCUCAUGAUCUGGGACACUAGAUGCAACAAUACUAGUAAACCAAGUCAUACUGUUGAUGCUCAUACUGCGGAGGUAAACUGCUUGAGUUUCAAUCCGUAUUCUGAAUUUAUAUUGGCUACUGGCAGUGCUGAUAAGACAGUGGCACUUUGGGAUCUACGAAAUCUUAAAUUGAAGUUACAUUCAUUUGAAUCACACAAGGAUGAGAUCUUCCAGGUUCAAUGGUCACCACAUAAUGAAACUAUACUAGCAAGCAGUGGCACAGAUAGACGAUUACAUGUUUGGGAUCUUAGCAAGAUCGGCGAGGAGCAGUCCAGCGAAGAUGCUGAAGAUGGACCGCCCGAACUUCUGUUUAUACAUGGAGGUCAUACUGCAAAAAUAAGUGACUUUUCAUGGAAUCCGAACGAACCAUGGGUCAUAUGCUCUGUAUCGGAGGAUAACAUAAUGCAAGUAUGGCAAAUGGCGGAGAAUAUCUACAACGACGAGGAACCCGAGACACCCGGAAGUGAGAUUGAAACUGGUGGUUCAUAACGCGAAAUCUAAUUUAUCAAAUUGUUUUGAGCUAUUGUCACUCCCCAACUAGAGAUCCUCAAGUAAGAGAUCAGACACUACAUAUAUGUUUGAUCCGCUCUUUUUUAAAAAUCUGCUUAAGAUACAUUGAGAUAGAUUAUACAUAAAAUAGAAUCAGAUAUCCUUGCAUCUUUUAUCUGCAGCUAUCUCAUUCUGUCUUAAGCAGGUCCUGAAAAAUAUGGUGGACCAAUCAGAAAUUAUCUAAACGGUGUCCAAUCUCUUACUUGAGGAUCUUUAUCCCCAACUGAGCAUAAGCGCACCCUAGUUGCGCCAUGUUGUUGAACAUCUCGAUGUAACGAGCAUAAAGACAUUCCUUUUCACCGAGAAACAAUAAUUCUUGCUUUUUAUCAUUCGAUCGUAUAAAUUAUACAAAAGAUGUAAAUAACAAA
This is a messenger RNA of Cyphomyrmex costatus, 1860 nucleotides long. RefSeq names its product chromatin assembly factor 1 p55 subunit (gene Caf1-55). The record is from RefSeq and is a predicted model, not a curated record. The transcript is spliced from 5 exons. The coding region runs from base 119 to 1432 and encodes 437 amino acids. Lineage: Eukaryota; Metazoa; Arthropoda; Insecta; Hymenoptera; Formicidae. Gene Ontology annotation, molecular function: protein binding.